CUGCAGUAACGUGUGUGGCUGUUCGUGGGGGAGGGAGGUAAACAAGAUGGCGACAACCUGAGAGGCUGGAGUAGCACGGAGAGUGAAGGAAAAAUUACUGGUAUUGUGUGUUACACUCCAGAGAAGCGUUUACCUCACCAAGGACGGACACACAAAGUGGAAAUAAACCCCACGACGGACACUUAUUCAUUCGGAUAAAGGUUCUAAUCUGUACGAACUACGGCAACAUGGAGGACACCUGAGGACGGUUCAACACAUUCGGUGGUUCAGUCGACCUCCAGGAGCCUGACUGACACCAGCUAUUGGAUUGAUCCUGCUGCAUGUUCCGGUGGUUAUUCUAUGCUUGGAUCCAGUCCAGCUUUACCCUCUUAUGUGUCCUAUGGAAAGUAUGCCACCCAGCAAGGACCUCUGACAGAAAUGCAGUGCUGCAAGGCCCUAAAGCAAGACUGGUUUCAUUUACCUAAAGUUGUAUGGUAUUAAAGAUAAAACAAGAAGUCUGUCAAAAAGGAGAAUACCAUUGCAGAAUCGCCAUUUUUCUCAUUUUUGUUUGAACUGCAGUCAUCGUAGCUCAUAUUGCACAGUCAAAAGCACUAAAUCAGCACUUGAGCCAACAGGUUCUGCACCUCUUUUAGCUUGUACAGAAAGAGCCCUAAUGUUUACAGGUUUCAUAUUGAUCAUCCACCUCCAGGCCUCAUUUCUCUCUCUCUCAUUUGUCAGUAUUUUCUGGAAACACUCGGUUAAGUGCUGAAAGGUUAACCGCGGUUUACACCAUACCACCAGUCGUAGCCGGUUUUUUUAAAGCUUUUUUUUCUUUUGCACACGAGGCUUAAGCAGUGGUUCUACAACAACCAGUCAUGAGUGCCGGGGAGCUGCAUCAUCUUGAUUAUCUAAAUGAAAAUGAGCUUAUGGAGAUGGAUACUUUUAUUCACCGCAUUGACUCUACCGAGGUGAUCUACCAACCUCGGAGGAAGAGGGCAAAGCUAAUAGGAAAGUACCUGAUGGGGGAUCUGCUAGGAGAAGGAUCGUACGGCAAAGUGAAAGAAAUGCUGGACUCGGAAACACUUUGUCGCAGGGCUGUCAAGAUACUGAAGAAGAAGAAGCUCAGGAGGAUUCCCAACGGAGAGGCGAAUGUGAAAAAGGAGAUUCAGCUGCUAAGAAGACUCCAACACAAGAAUGUGAUUCAGUUAGUUGAUGUGCUCUACAACGAGGAGAAGCAGAAAAUGUAUAUGGUGAUGGAGUAUUGUGUUUGUGGGAUGCAAGAGAUGUUGGACAGCGUUCCAGAGAAAAGGUUUCCAGUAUUUCAAGCUCACGGGUACUUUUGCCAACUAUUAGAUGGCCUUGAAUAUUUGCACAGCCAGGGAAUUGUUCACAAAGAUAUUAAACCAGGAAAUCUGCUGCUGACCACAGAUGGAUCACUUAAAAUCUCCGACCUUGGAGUAGCAGAGGCCCUUCAUCCGUUUGCAGAGGACGACACGUGUCGCACCAGUCAGGGCUCGCCGGCCUUCCAGCCUCCAGAGAUCGCCAACGGUCUGGACACCUUUUCGGGGUUUAAAGUGGACAUUUGGUCUGCUGGAGUAACACUAUACAACAUUACAACAAGUCUUUAUCCGUUUGAGGGAGACAACAUCUAUAAGCUAUUUGAGAACAUUGGGAAAGGAGACUACACUAUUCCCGAAGAAUGCGGACCUCUCUUGUCUGACCUGCUGCAAGGAAUGCUUGAGUACGACCCUUCAAAGAGGUUUUCCAUACAAAACAUAAGGCAACACAACUGGGUGCGAAAGAAACACCCUCCAUCUGAGCCCCCCGUACCCAUCCCUGCCAGCGCAGAAAGCAGGGAUCCAUGGCGGAGUAUGACAGUGGUUCCCUACCUGGAAGAUUUACAUGGCUACGCAGAGGAUGAUGACGACGAGCUCUACGACGGCGAGGAUGAGAUCAUUUACACUCAGGACUUCACAGUGCCAGGGCAAGUGGCUGAAGAAGACCACGAUCAAGGGAGCGCUGAUCCCAGUCUAGCUGUAGCCAAGCCAGUUUGUGUGAACGGGACAGAAGGAGGGUCUCUAAACAGCAAAACCAAAGCUGAACGCAGGUCCUCCUCCUCGUCCAACCCCUCACGUAAAGGAGUCACCACAGCCAGCAAAAUCCGCAAGCUCUCCACUUGCAAACAACAAUGACAGCCUUCACCUUCUUCUCAAAGCAACAACCCACCUGGUUAUCUGUCCCCAUCCUUCUGUAUCAGGAGUCUGGUGACAUUUAUGGCCCCGCCCCCUCCCCCCGUGAACCUGCAGAGUCUGAUUUGCAAGAGAUCCAAGAGUAGGACAAUAUGAAAUGCACCCCCAUCCCCCGAGACUGAGGCACUUGCUGUGAAGAUGGUGUUUAUUUUUCUUCCAGUAUUUUGGCUCCUUUCAACAUUGUGUUACCCUGCUCAGUCAUCUGGUUAUCUGGUUCCCUCUUCCUCCUCCUCCUCCUCCUCCAAUCUGUUAUUCUCGUCAGGAGACCAAGUGUUGCACCGGACAUUUCAGACACCCCUUCUCUGCCCCCCUCCACCCCCAGCUCCUGUUUCUCUGACUACCUUUGUUUUUAAUUGAACCCUGACUGCAGUUUCUAAUACACAUUGUGAUGUGUACAAAAAAAACUAAACAAAAAAAAUUAAAGUGGAAAACAAAAACAAAACUUAUGAAUAAUUCUAUGUUUAAGCCUAUUGUGGUAUUACCAGCAACAUAAAAACUGCAUGCUGAAAGCUGAAAGAAAGUGAAUAGAGUUUGGUUUGUGAAGAAACGGAAGUCAGACUAACUCUAUUUAGGUUUUAUUUUUCCAAUGAAUAUAUUUUUUUUAACUGUUAUUUAUAAAGAAUGUGUCCCAAAGGGGCUGUUUUCUUAAAUUAUCUUUUUCUGGUUGAGUUUGAGUUCAGUAUAUCUUCAGUACGACUCAGCUGUUUUUAUUUCAUCGUCACAAGGUCAUUAUAAUGCUGCAUCAUCUCUUUCUGAUGCUUGCUACCAUUUUGUAGACCGUACCGCUGCCACUCAUUCGCAGGCAGUGGGUUCUGACAAUUGCCCAAUCUUUUUUUUUAUUUUUUUGUGGGGGGGUGAUGCUUUGUUGUGCCGAUCACAUCCGCAAGCCCUGCCCCGCUCUUACGCAGUCAGGCCCAUCAUGAGCUCCUCACUGGGAAUAGAUCAGAGAGCAGGUGAGUCACAACUGUGAGGGAGGGGCUUCUCACGUCAGCAAGGUCAGCACAGAGACUCUGCGUCCAACGAGAAGACAGGAGCGCAGCACGGUGGAGGACGGAGAGACGCCUGGUGUUAACAGGCUGAGGAACAUUUCCGCACCCUGAUUAGUAUGUGAGGACACACUUCAGGUUUCUGUUCUUUUGUUAAAGAUUGUGCCAUUUUUGACAGUUUCAUCCUGUGCUUCAUGAGUCACAGCAGAGGUGGGGGGGGGGGAAGAGAAAAAAAAAUCAAAAGGUGGAAUAGGUUUUUUUUUUUGUUUUGUUUUGUUUUUGUUCCGGGACUUGCUGCAGUUGGUUCAUCUGUCAAGGCUGUAGGCCAUCCCAAUUUUCCACACUACUUGUUUUACAAUAAAGCAGAGGGUGYAACAUGAAUGAGAAUAAA
Molecule: messenger RNA, 3605 nt
Organism: Austrofundulus limnaeus
Lineage: Eukaryota; Metazoa; Chordata; Actinopteri; Cyprinodontiformes; Rivulidae
Gene: stk11
Product: serine/threonine kinase 11
Exons: 11
Coding region: 855-2171 (438 amino acids)
Biological process (GO): intracellular signal transduction; establishment of cell polarity; protein phosphorylation
Cellular component (GO): cytoplasm
Molecular function (GO): protein serine/threonine kinase activity; ATP binding; protein kinase activator activity
Source: RefSeq, a predicted model, not a curated record